This is a messenger RNA of Cavia porcellus (domestic guinea pig), 3732 nucleotides long. RefSeq names its product NUMB endocytic adaptor protein (gene Numb). The coding region runs from base 560 to 2506 and encodes 648 amino acids. The transcript has 15 exons. Gene Ontology annotation, cellular component: cytoplasmic vesicle; cytoplasm; basolateral plasma membrane. Gene Ontology annotation, biological process: positive regulation of neurogenesis. NCBI's taxonomy places the organism in Eukaryota, Metazoa, Chordata, Mammalia, Rodentia, Caviidae. The record is from RefSeq and is a predicted model, not a curated record.
CGCCCCAUUGUCCAAUGGAUAGGUCGGAAGUAUGAUAUAGGGUGGGCCUGUUGUCAUGGGGGAGGUGGUGGCGCUUGGUGGCUACUGGUGGCCGAGGUAGAGGCAGAGGCGUUGGAGUUGGUUGCGGGCAGCGGCAGGUACCAGGGAUCGAACUCACGACUGCCUGCUUGCAAGGCAAGCGCUUAUGCCGCUGAGCUAAAUCCCCAGCCCCUGCAUCCACAAUUGAAGUUGGAUGGUGAAUGGGUCUGAAACCUUUGAAAAGGUACUGGGGCUGACAUGCUGAAUCUUGGAGGGAAAGAGAAAAGGAUCUUCAGGUAUAAUAAAAAUUUGGGAAUUAAGCAGCUACUUCCAGAGUGUCAGCAGAACUGCUGUUGCAAACCAAGAUCUUGAUUCAUAUCUGUAGACUGGAAAAUUGUUGGGCCAGCAAUCCCCAGACGCUGCACUUAGGAUAGAUGAGGAAACUGAGGCUUGGUGAAGUUACGAAAUUUGUCCAAAGUCCAAAGUGAUACAGCUUCUAACAGGUACAGCCAAGAUUCAGAGUCAGGUUGUAAAAAUUAAAAUGAACAAACUACGUCAGAGUUUUAGGAGAAAGAAAGAUGUUUAUGUUCCAGAGGCCAGUCGUCCACAUCAGUGGCAGACAGAUGAAGAAGGGGUUCGCACUGGAAAAUGUAGCUUCCCAGUUAAGUACCUUGGCCAUGUAGAAGUUGAUGAAUCAAGAGGAAUGCACAUCUGUGAAGAAGCUGUAAAAAGAUUGAAAGCUGAAAGGAAGUUCUUCAAAGGCUUCUUUGGAAAAACUGGAAAGAAAGCAGUGAAGGCAGUUCUGUGGGUAUCAGCAGAUGGACUCCGAGUUGUGGAUGAAAAAACUAAGGACCUCAUAGUUGACCAAACAAUAGAGAAAGUUUCUUUCUGUGCCCCAGAUAGGAACUUUGACAGAGCCUUCUCUUACAUAUGUCGUGAUGGCACCACUCGCCGCUGGAUCUGUCACUGUUUCAUGGCUGUCAAGGACACGGGUGAAAGAUUGAGCCAUGCAGUAGGCUGUGCUUUUGCAGCCUGCCUCGAGCGUAAGCAGAAGCGGGAGAAGGAAUGUGGGGUGACUGCUACUUUUGAUGCCAGUCGAACGACUUUUACAAGAGAAGGAUCAUUUCGUGUCACAACUGCCACAGAACAAGCAGAAAGAGAGGAGAUUAUGAAACAAAUGCAAGAUGCCAAGAAAGCUGAAACAGAUAAGACAGCUUCUGGUGGAUCCGUAGCUUCUGGCAACUCUGCCCCGUCCCCAUCCUCUCCUACUUCUCCCACAUCGGACAGCACUGCCUCGUUAGAGAUGAACAACCCUCAUGCCAUUCCACGCCGCCACGCACCGAUUGAACAGCUUGCUCGCCAGGGCUCUUUCCGAGGAUUUCCUGCUCUUAGCCAGAAGAUGUCACCCUUUAAACGCCAACUAUCCCUACGCAUCAACGAGCUGCCUUCCACUAUGCAGAGGAAGACUGAUUUCCCCAUUAAAAAUGCAGUGCCAGAGGUAGAAGGAGAAGCGGAAAGCAUCAGCUCCCUGUGCUCCCAGAUCACCAAUGCCUUCAGCACCCCCUCUGAGGACCCCUUCUCCUCCGCACCAAUGACCAAACCAGUGACAAUGGUGGCACCACAGUCUCCUACCUUCCAAGCUAAUGGCACUGACUCAGCCUUCCAUGUGCUUGCUGCUAAGCCAGCCCAUACCGCUCUAGCACCCGUAGCAAUGCCUGUGCGUGAAACCAACCCUUGGGCCCAUGCCCCUGCUGCUGCUAACAAGGAAAUUGCAGCCACACAUCCGGGCACUGAGUGGGGCCCAUCCGCUCCAGACCUCCAGACUGGCCAUAGACGCACUCCCUCAGAGGCUGACCGCUGGCUAGAAGAAGUAUCCAAGAGCGUCCGGGCCCAGCAGCCCCAAGCCUCAGCGACUCCUCUGCAGCCAGUCCUGCAGCCACCUCCACCCACUGCCAUCUCCCAGCCAGCACCGCCUUUCCAAGGGAGCGCGUUCCUCCCUGCUCAGCCUGUGCCCGUGGGUGUGGUCCCCCCACUGCAGCCAGCCUUUGUUCCUGCCCAGUCCUAUCCUGUGGCCAAUGGGAUGCCCUACCCAGCCCCUAGUGUGCCUGUGGUAGGCAUCACCCCCUCCCAGAUGGUAGCCAACGUGUUCGGCACUGCAGGCCAUUCUCAGGUCACUCUCCCCCAUCCGUCACCUAGCCUGGUCAAGCAGCAGACAUUCCCUCAGUACGAGACAAGCAGUGCUACUGCCAGUCCCUUCUUUAAGCCUCCUGCUCAGCACCUCAACGGUUCUGCGGCUUUCAAUGGUGUAGACGAUGGCAGGUUGGCCUCGGGAGACAAGCACGCAGAGGCUGCUGGGGGCACUUGCCCAGUGGAUCCUUUCGAAGCCCAGUGGGCUGCAUUAGAGAGUAAGUCCAAGCAGCGCGCUAAUCCCUCCCCUACCAACCCUUUCUCCAGUGACUUACAGAAGACGUUUGAAAUCGAACUUUAAGCAGUCUCUAUAGCUUGUGUAUCUUGUCUGUCCUUAGGCAGAGGCAGGGGGUGGAGGUCAAAGGGGACUUUGUCUUCUCGCUCAGUACACUUUUCACUAAUCCCAAAGGUCCCAAGGAACAAGUCCAGGCACAGUGCAGUGAGGGCCGACUUCUGGAAGUGAGGCAAGCCAUUCCUAGCAAAUACUGUCUUGCAGCUAGGCCAGACAAGUCAGAAAAUAUUGCCCACACUCCCCUUCUCCCCUCACCCUCAUAUAAGUCUCUGGCAACAGCGAGACUGAAGUGCUGCACAGGAAUCUAUUCAAAGCACAUUUACUGGAAUAUAAAACACAACCGAAGCAAAACUAUGCUUGAGGCCGUUCAGCUGGCUCCUUCCAAGACCGGCCUUCACGCUGGAGAGAGUGGCUUGAGCUUGGGCUGGGAAGACAGGCAGUUGGCACCACCGGAAGGUGCAGAAGCAGCUGCCCACCAGGGCUGUUUGGGGGUGUGAAAGGUGAGCUUCCAUUUUGAGUAACAGAAUAAAUAUAUAUAUCAAAAGCCAAAAUCUUUAUUUUUAUGCAUUUAGAAUAUUUUAAAUAGUUCUCAAUAUUAAAAAGUUGUAAGUAAUCUUGCCAAAAAAGGGUUAUUUGUAAGAAAUUGUACAUAAGAUUGAUCAUUGAUGCCUACUGAAGUAAAAAGGGGUGGACAUUGCAGGCAGUCCCUAGCUUGUUUGCUGUCAUUGUAAGUAGCACAUUGCAACAACAAUCAUGCUUAGGACCAACAGGCACUAGGUUGUAGUUUUAAAUUAAAUGAAAGCAGUAUUGUCCUGGUUUUAAACCUUUGAUGAAAUUCUAAUGUCAUUUUAAUUACAUCAACCUGUGCUCUGUAGAGACUAUUUUAUAUAUCAGUGGAAUUUCCUUUUAAUCCUUUAACACUAAGAUGACAGUAACAUCUCCACAGCAGGGAACAGUUUCCUGUGUUGGUAAAUUGGCUCUUGUCCUUUAAGUUUUGUUCCUAUGAUCUGUGGGGAGGAGGACCUGGUUUAUUAGCUUUGUGUGCCCCAACCCACCACCCCCUUGGUGAGACCACCCCAUUGCCAGUUGCAGCCACUUGACCUCGGGUAACAUGAAAUCCCAUCUCAUUUUUACUUUUGAACGUUGGCCUUACAAUCAAAUGUAAGUUAUAUAUAUAUUUGUACUGAUGAGAAUUUAUAAUCUGCUUUAACAAAAAUAAAUGUUCAUGGUAGACA